CUCUUCCUGCCGCGCCCUCUUGGCGCCGGCCGGGGCGGGCCGAGCUGGCCGGGACCGCGGCGCCGGCGUCCGCGGGACAUGACGGCGGGCGGCCGGGCCGAGGGCUCGGAGCCCGACGCGGCGCGGCCGCCCUCGCGCGGGGCGCGGGUGCUGUCUGCGCUCUUCUACGGGGCCUGCUCCUUCCUGCUUGUGCUGGUCAACAAGGCGCUGCUGACCGCCUACGGUUUCCCAUCACCAAUUGUUCUUGGAAUUGGUCAGAUGGCAGCCACCAUAAUGAUACUGUAUGUGUCCAAGCUAAAUAAAAUAAUUCACUUCCCUGAUUUUGACAAGAAAAUUCCUGUAAAGCUGUUUCCUCUCCCUCUCCUCUAUGUCGGAAACCACCUCAGUGGAUUAUCAGGCACAAGUAAAUUAAGCUUGCCCAUGUUCACGGUGCUCAGGAAGUUCACCAUCCCGCUGACUCUACUCCUGGAGACCAUCGUACUCGGGAAACAGUAUUCAUCAAGUGUCGUCGCCAGCGUCUUUGCCAUCAUUCUGGGGGCUUUCGUCGCAGCUGGGUCUGACCUUGCUUUUAACCUGGAAGGCUACAUCAUUGUAUUCUUAAACGAUAUCUUCACGGCAGCCAAUGGAGUAUACACCAAGCAGAAAAUGGACCCAAAGGAACUAGGGAAAUAUGGGGUGCUUUUCUAUAAUGCCUGCUUCAUGAUUAUUCCAACUCUUAUUAUUAGUGUCUCCACCGGAGACCUUCAACAGGCUACUGAAUUCAACCAGUGGAAGAAUGUCCUGUUUGUCAUGCAGUUUCUUCUUUCCUGUUUUUUGGGAGUUCUGGUGUGGGGGCCGCUGCCGACUCUGCCCGACCUGUCGCCCCCCCAGCAUGGCCGGGGCUGGUUUCAGCUCAGCUGUUGGUUUCUUGGACUCAGGUUCCUACUGAUGUACUCCACGGUCCUGUGCAGCUACUACAACUCGGCCCUGACGACAGCGGUGGUUGGCGCCAUCAAGAAUGUAUCCGUUGCCUACAUUGGCAUGUUCGUGGGUGGAGACUACAUUUUCUCCCUGUUAAACUUUGUAGGGUUAAAUAUUUGCAUGGCAGGUGGCCUGAGAUAUUCCUUCCUAACACUCAGCAGCCAGUUAAAACCUCAGCCACCCGGGGAUGAAGAAAGCAGCCCCCUGGAUUUGAAGCCGUAGAAUCUGGGCAGAAUGCAGACUGGGGGCGCAGGAGGGCACUCCUUGCAGGGGUGCCAAACCAGAGGUUCCCGCGAGGGGCGUUCACCCGCUGGUCAAGAGCGCCCACAGGACUGCCGCACAAAGCAAAGUCAGCUACCUCAACGCCUUGCGCCCUGAGCCACCAGGGCCCUGGGGGCCGCGCGUGCGCAGAACCCGAGCAGCUGGACGCGGAUCUUUGCCAAGGAGAGACUUGGGCCGGAGGAGCUGCAGCGUCCCUUGCGGAGUGCCGCCCAGCCUUGUGUGCUCACGAGGAGGGCGAUGAUCCACGGUGACUUCUUACCAGCACCUUUGCUUUAAUUUCAAUGGUCAGUGAGAACAUAUUUUCCCCUUCGUUUAAGCAAAUCUACUUUAAUAAAACGAUCCAAUUAA
This is a messenger RNA of Sciurus carolinensis (gray squirrel), 1590 nucleotides long. It is a transcript of the gene Slc35d2, whose product is annotated as solute carrier family 35 member D2. Gene Ontology annotation, molecular function: antiporter activity; GDP-fucose transmembrane transporter activity. Gene Ontology annotation, cellular component: Golgi apparatus. The record is from RefSeq and is a predicted model, not a curated record. Lineage: Eukaryota; Metazoa; Chordata; Mammalia; Rodentia; Sciuridae. The transcript is spliced from 12 exons. The coding region runs from base 79 to 1182 and encodes 367 amino acids.